UUAUAAGGCCCACGCACACGCACAGCCGUACGAUUCUCUCCACACCCGUUGACCAGUGUCUCCGCCACCCAGGCAUGAUGGCGUUCCUUCAGCAAAUGCGUUCCCCGGCGCUCUCCUUCAUUCAGACGGUCGUGUCUCUCUGCCUGGCUGCCAUGGCGCUCACGUCCUCCUACUGGUGUGUGGGCAAACAGAAGGUACCCAAGCCUCUGUGCUCCCCCACCAAGCAUAGCAAAUGUAUCCCGGUUCCCGGCCUGUCCAACUCGUCCAGUGUCCAGUUAUCCUGGGAGACGGGAGACGACCGCUUCGUCUUCCCCGUCUUUCACACGGGCCUGUUUGUCACUUGCGAGGAGAACAUCUACACGGAUGCGUGGGAGGAGAAGUGUCGGGGGUUCUACACUUUGACACCGAGUUCUGAAAGAGGUGACUUGCAUCCCUCCUUCUGGGCACAUUUUAAAUUGCUCGUAAAUUCUUUCGGAUGCUUUGUCCUUCUCUUUUCUCUCAGCCAUGAUGUGGCUUUCGCUGUCCUUGGAGCUCCUGUACGUGGGUCUGCUGCUCAUCAGCUGCAUCCUGCUCUCUGUGCAGUUGUGCAUCAGGGCCUGGUUCCCCUCCACGCAGCGCUGCGGCCAGCUGCUCAACGCCUUUGCUGCUGUUUUCACAGUCUUGGGAGGUCUGCUUGGAAUGGUGGGUCACAUGAUGUUCAUGCAAGUGUUUCAGACUACAGUGUCCAUGGGCCCAGAGGACUUCAAGCCUCACAGUUAUGGCUACUCUUGGGCGUUCUACGUGGCCUGGUUCGCCUUCACUGUCUGCAUGUCAGCUGGAGUCUCCACCCUGAACAACUACACAAAGAACGUCCUCAUGGUGGGAGCCCGGCUGAACUCCAGCCUCAACCCCUUCAACUUUGUGGGGCUCCUGCCCCCGGCACCUUAUUUCUCUGCACCCAACUCCGGCAUGGUCCGCGCUUUUCACCAAUCCCACGCGCCAAUCUCCCAUUUGUCCCCUUACUACGAGCAGCCGCCAUCCAAGUCACCACCACCACCACCACCCGGUAAGCCUUCCUACUCCAUUCCUCUACCCUACUCGGCGUCCUUCCCUCCUCCGUCCUCCCACCUCGCGUCUGCAUCCCCUUUGCACCGCUUGUCCCUCCCAUCUCCAUCUCACUCGCCCAGCUCACCCGCUCUUGUCCGUGGACCCCUGAAAGGUCAUCAGGAGAACAUGGUCCCCCUUUACACGACGCAGGAUUACUGCAGCCCUCUUUGAACCCUUAUGGUGCAGUUCAUUCGGUCAGGUGCUAACACAGUUUUCGAACUCGUGUGCGGAUCAA
This is a messenger RNA of Hippocampus comes (tiger tail seahorse), 1321 nucleotides long. RefSeq names its product germ cell-specific gene 1 protein-like. Gene Ontology annotation, cellular component: plasma membrane. The coding region runs from base 505 to 1257 and encodes 250 amino acids. NCBI's taxonomy places the organism in Eukaryota, Metazoa, Chordata, Actinopteri, Syngnathiformes, Syngnathidae. The transcript is spliced from 4 exons. The record is from RefSeq and is a predicted model, not a curated record.